CCUCGCGGCUGUCACUCUGUCUCGUCCACCCAACUCACCCACUGCGACUCACCAUGGCAAACCCCUUCUUCAACUGCUUGAGCCAGCUUCAGCAUGCAGCGAGCCGAGACACAAUGGCACCGCCGCCUCUUGCAACAUCGACGCUGGAUCAAUCCAUACAUGACAACCAGAACCACCACGCGAACUAUCCUGGAGAUGGAUUGGCGUCCUCGUCGCAAAUGUACGCAGGCUCGUCGAUUUGCGCAUGGGAGCCUUCUGGACUCUCAUCCCACCUGGUUCUGUCCUCAUCAGGCUAUGAUUUUGGGGGGCCGAGUGAAAACCCCACCCGACCUGCGCAUGCGUCUCCGAAUCCACAACACUCGUUAGGACGGACAACAAUGAUUUCUCCCGAAGUGUGGACCAGACACAAACGCAAUAUCCGGAAACUUUGGAUCGAAGAACAGAGAUCACUACCAGAGACGAUAGCAAUCAUGUCCCAGAAGCAUCACUUUAACGCAUCUCAAGACCAAUACAAAAAGCAGUUCAAGAAGUGGAAUUGGUCAAAAUACAUACCGGCUAAGGACGGACGCUGGAUGCUGUGGAAGGCCGACCAAAGAAAACGAGAGCAGGGAAAGAACACGGAAUUCGAGUAUCGCGGUCAAAAAUUGACCGAGACCAACAUCCGACCACGUCUCGAACGAAAGAAAUUCGAACCAAAUCCGCAAGCGUUUUCUCCAGACGCCAAAACCCCAAGCGAAAUCAAUUACGCAACCCCACGCGAUCAUAUGCUCUCCCCGCCAGAAAAUAGGCCGGCGCCUCCCCGGAAUACUCAGCCAGCUUGGAGCCCCCCAUCCAAUUUGAAUCGGCUUCAGCGGCAGAUGAGGCUGGUAUGGAAUGGCCGCACAAAGGCGGAUUUCCAAGCGCAGUAUGAGGAAGGACUCGGAGAUGCGCGUUCUGGCCGUGCAGACGAGGCUGAAGCAAAGAUUCGAAGUGCAUUGGACGGGCUUGACAAUCUUCUCUCGACUACUCAUCCCGAAACCAUGGACAUAGCUUACCAUCUAGCUUCAUUCUAUGCUGAACAUGUCCGCAUGAAGGAUGCGGAUACUGUGCUCGACUGGCUCACCCUGGCACAUUUAGAGGACUUUGGCCUCUUUCAUCCAAGGACCCUUUACCAUGCUGGAAGUGUUAUCGAAAUGUUUCGUAAUUGGGGUCGACCGGGGGAUGCAGUCGAGUUUCUCAAGCAAGUACUCCAUGAAUUGGAUAAAGAAGAGCCUCAAUCCAACGACGCCCGGCUAUCCACAGCGACUGCAAGUGGUCCUUCCACCCUAUCCACAAGAGCUGAGAAUACGACCACUGCUCGUGAGCAAGCACAGGCUUCAGGAGUUCCAAUAUCUUCUACGGGUCCCAUCGAGCCUUCCAUGUUACAGUCGGAACAUCGCCAAACAGGGAGUGGGAUGCAAGGGGGUGAAAGUGUGGAAGCCAUGUUUCUUCGUCUAAUUCGACACUGCGAAGAGUUCCCGGACGAGCUCAUGGUGCACUCUCUUCUCUACUAUGGUGCUCUUCUCAACCAUUACGAGGAUAUCGAGGAUGUACUAAAGAAGUCGGAUGCGCUUGACCGGGCAGAACAAGCCAUUUGGAAUAUUCUACGUUCAGACCAGGAAAAGACGAAGGAUCUUCUCACCGCAUGCCUUCAGUUAGCGAAAUAUUUUGUCGAAGCUGGACGAUACGCGACCGCCGACGAUAUCUUCACCCAAAUCGAAUCCGAGGCUCAAGAAACAUUUGGCUCAGAUCAUCCUAACUUAAUUUCGUUCCUAGAGACCAUUGGGACGUUCUACCAGCACGAGGAAAGGUGGCAGGAUGCUGCGCCUCGCUUCGAACAUGCGUUGGCGGCGCGUCUCUCGAGAUACGGGGAGAGACACGAGAGCGUGAAACGCCUGGAAGCCGCUCUUGAGAACCGGCAUUACGAAACAUACAUACCUCAAAGGAUGGGAAGACUAGUUCAUGCGUAGACGAGGCCGCGAUACGCAGAGUGGUAGCGCCGGAUGUCUACUUUGUUGGCUUCCGAUCGCUCAGGGGAUUCCUAGCCUAGGUAGUAUGCCACAGCAUAUCCUUAACAGACGUGAAAAGUGUUAUUUAGUCGGCAAAAUUUCAUAGCAGAAUCAAGAAAG
Trematosphaeria pertusa is the source of this 2147-nucleotide messenger RNA. RefSeq lists its product as uncharacterized. Bases 114 to 1988 code for a protein of 624 amino acids. NCBI's taxonomy places the organism in Eukaryota, Fungi, Ascomycota, Dothideomycetes, Pleosporales, Trematosphaeriaceae. Gene Ontology annotation, molecular function: protein binding. The record is from RefSeq and is a predicted model, not a curated record. The transcript has 3 exons.